This is a messenger RNA of Didymodactylos carnosus, 285 nucleotides long. NCBI's taxonomy places the organism in Eukaryota, Metazoa, Rotifera, Eurotatoria, Philodinida, Philodinidae. The record is from the annotation of a GenBank genome assembly.
AUGGGUAUUCCCGAUAUCGAACUGAAUGCUAUUAAUGUGCCGGUAAAACUUGUAAACGAGAAGACUGACAUGACAGAUUUUGCACUAGAAACUCAAAUAUUGGAAAUGAUAAAACAAGAAUUUUUAAAAAUUGCUCUAAGUAUAAAUGAAAGUAUAACUUGGGAUCAAGAUGAAAAUAUAUUAAAAAGAUUAUUUAUAUCAUCAUCAAAACGCGAACGUGAUGAUAUUCUAUACGAUGUGGACAAAGAUUGUUAUUUACAAAAUUUUAUUCGAACAUUUCAAUAA